CUGGUCACCUCCUUCCCCUCGCCCCUCGGUAGUUAUAAGAGACCUCUCCGCCCGCUCCUCUCCUCUCUUCUCUCCGCUCCACCCACUCUCCUCUCUCCUCUGCUCUCUCUCUCUCUCUGCUCCCUCCCGAUCUGCGGCCCGAGGGAUUUCGAAGCUGCGGGACAGAAGAUCUGCGCGAAAUUGAGGAGAGGGACGGAGGCGCCAGGGCCGGGAGGCGGCGAGGAAUGGACGGCCACGGAGGGGGAGGCGGCGGCGGCGGCGCCGCAGGAGGCAAGCUGACGCGGACCCCGUCUUCGCUGCUGCGGUCCCCCACUGUGCGCAACUGCUCGUCCUUCCAGGCGGUGGUGGUCGAGGACCCGGAGCCCGACGACAAGAAGUCGCAGGCGGCGGCGCAGGGCAAGACCCUGCACCCGCACCUCCGCCCCGGCGGCUCGCCCCACCCGCUCCUCAUCCUGGCCCUCCCGCUCGUCCUGCUCCUCCUGCUGCUCCUCCUCCGCGACGACCGCCACAUCGUCCUCCUCGCGGCCGCCGCCACCGCCGCGCUCGCCGCGGCGGCCGCGGCCGCGCGACUCCUCCGCGGGCGCCUGCGGAUGCGCCGCUCCUCGGCGUCCGGGUCCGUGCAGUGGUUCAUCGGCGACGAGGAUGACAAGCCGCAGGGUCGGGACGGCAAGGGGAAAGGCGGCGGCGCCGCGCACGGCCGCGUCGUGCGGGAGGGCGUGGAGUUCUACAGCAAUGGGGACUGCUACGAGGGGGAGUUCCACAAGGGCCGCUGCAACGGCAGCGGCGUCUACAACUUCUUCGGCAAGGGGAAAUACGAAGGGGACUGGGUGGAUGGCAAGUACGACGGCUACGGCAUCGAGAGCUGGGCGCGCGGCAGCCGGUACCGCGGCCAGUACCGCCAGGGCCUACGCCAUGGGCACGGGGUCUACCGCUUCUACAGCGGCGACUGCUACGCCGGCGAGUGGGCCGGUGGCCAGAGCCAUGGCAUCGGUGCGCAGACCUGCUCCGACGGGAGCUCCUACGUAGGAGAGUUCAAGUGCGGCGUCAAGCACGGCCUCGGCAGCUACCAUUUCCGAAAUGGUGAUCGGUAUGCUGGGGAGUACUUUGGGGACAAGAUCCAUGGGUUUGGUGUCUAUAGCUUUGCCAAUGGCCAUUGUUACGAAGGCUCUUGGCAUGAAGGCAAGAAGCAAGGAUUUGGGAUGUACACAUUCCGGAAUGGUGAUAAGCGAUCGGGGGACUGGGAUUUUGGGACACUCAAGAGCCCCCUUCCUCCAACUGACCCUUCUGUUGAGCGUGCCGUGCAGGCUGCACAACGGGCUGCGGAGAAUGCCUUUCACCUGCCGAGAGUAGACGAACAGGUGCACAAGGUGGUCAUGGCUGCAAACAGGGCAGCCACUGCUGCUCGAGUGGCGGCAAUCAAGGCAGUCCAGAACAGGAUGGACGGGAAAUUCUGUGAUACCUAUGUGUGAAGUGUGCUCAAGCAUCCUUGAAAUUUUCUUCUAACUGUACAUUAGGGUAGUGAAGGACAAUAACUAAUCGGAGACGACGACCGGGGUAGCACAACCGCUUGCUCCGAGUCAGAGAGAGAUCAGCAACAGACGGGAGCUGCUGAGGAGCUGAGCUGAACAGUUUUCUUUAGCAAAGACAGCUCAGAUUCUGCGAUAUCGCAAUCGCGAUCGGUGGUCCCUUUCCCCCUUCCUGCAAGCUGUAAAUUGUACAUAGAUCCAAGUGUAUCAAUGGAAGUGCCAGUUUUUUUUCA
This is a messenger RNA of Brachypodium distachyon (stiff brome), 1759 nucleotides long. RefSeq names its product junctophilin-4. The transcript is spliced from 3 exons. The coding region runs from base 225 to 1469 and encodes 414 amino acids. NCBI's taxonomy places the organism in Eukaryota, Viridiplantae, Streptophyta, Magnoliopsida, Poales, Poaceae. The record is from RefSeq and is a predicted model, not a curated record.